UCAAGAGGCCAAGAAAGCAAAAGUUAAGGCUCUUCUGCAUGUCAUAAAAAUGCAACAUACAGGGUAUUAUUCACGUUAGAAAACAGCUAAAAUCUGUGCUGUAGAUGGCUUUCUCUUGGGUUCGCGUUGCGGGUUUGUCGUGUGUUGUCGCCAUCAUUGGGUUCAUCCUGGGGUCGUUUUCAGCAGAGAUGCCCUCGUCUCUGCCCUCCGUCCUCGGCGGGACAGUCGGGGUGUGCUCCCUGGCCGGGAUGGCGCUCAUCUGGAGGGACAUAAGCUCCAGGAUGAAGGGUCAGAACCGGACUCUGGGAGGUCUGCUCGGCCAGUAUGUGGCCGUGAAGGGUGUGGGCUGGCUGGGCAGGCGGCAGAGGAAGAAGCUGGAAGCCGAUAGUCUCAACGUGAAACAGGUCCAGGAGAAGACUCUGCUGACUCGGCUGAGUAAAAACGCAGACACGUGUUAUGGAAGAGAGUAUGACUUCAGCUCCAUUACAGGCAGUGUUGACUUCCGGGCGCGUCAUCCCAUCACCACGUACGAGCACUACCGCGAGCUCAUCAGACGCAUCGCGGCGGGAGAGGAGAAGGUGAUCAUUGCUGAGAAACCGCUGAUCCUGGCAAUGACCUCUGGGACGUCUGGAGCCAGCGCCAUGCUGCUCAGCACCAAGGACACCAACACAGAGUUCUUCCUGCAGGGAGUGACGGUGUGUUUGGAUGCCAUGGGAAGAGCCUUUCCUGCGACCGACAGCCUUCAGCGCACCACCAAGUUCUUCUACUCUCCUACUUUUCGCCAGUCUGAGGCCGGUAUUCCCAUCGGACCGAACUCCUCCACACCAGCCUCCUCACGCCACAUGCUCAACCUCUACACCACCCCAGCAGCUGCCUUUGAGGUUCCCAGUGAGAAGGACACCCUCUACUUGCAUCUCCUGUUUGCUCUCAAAGAUCCCAGUGUGGGAACUCUGGAGUCCAACUUUGCUUCCACAGUCUUCUAUGCUUUCAGUGCUUUACAGGAUCGCUGGCAGGAGCUUGUUGAAGACAUUGAAAAGGGGAAGAUUAGCAGCGCUCUGGCUCUGGAGACCAAAGUGAGGUCCAGCCUCGAGGCUCUGAUGAAGCCGGACCCAGAGAGGGCCGCUCAGCUCCGGGCCCACUUCCAGGAAGGUUUCCGUGGGAUCGCCAAGCGGCUGUGGCCUCACCUCCACCUGGUGCUGGCAGUAGACUCGGGCUCCAAUCAGAUCUACGGGGAAAUGUUGAGGGAGAACUACUGCCAGGGAGUGCCUUUCUAUUCGCCUUUCUACGCUGCUACUGAAGGUCUGAUAGGGGUGAACCUGUGGCCUCAGGAGCCAAACAGACGCUACAUGCUGUGUCCUCGGUCAAUGUUCUGCGAGUUCCUGCCAGAGAGCAUCCUGGAGGAGGAGACGCCUCACACGCUGCUGAUGGAGGAGGUGAAGGAGGGAGAAAACUACGAGCUCGUUAUCACAAACGCUUCAGGACUCUUCAGAUAUCGUGUCGGAGACAUCGUGAAAGUAGUUGGAUUCCACAACCAGUGUCCCAUUGUUGAGUUCCAGUACAGACGGGGUCAGAUGUUGAGCAUUCGAGGGGAGAAAGUGUCGGAGGCGUUGUUCCUUAAUGCUCUGAAGAAAGCGGUUGCUCUCUGGCCGGGAGCUCAGCUGGUUGACUACUGCUGCGCUGAGAGCGGCAUCAUGGGAGAUUCGAUAGGCGGCUCAGAUCCUCAUUACCAGGUCUUUAUAGAGCUGAAAGGUGUGAGAAACCUCACAGAGGAGCAACGAUACAGGUUGGACAGCUGUCUCCAGCAGGAGUCUGCUGUCUACAAGUCCUUUCGUAUCAAAGGCAGCAUCGGACCAAUGAGGGUGCAGCUGGUGGCCGACGGUGCAUUCAAGGAACUCCGCACAAACAUGAUGACCUUCUUGAACACCUCGCCCAACACCUUCAAAAUGCACAGAGUGUUGCGCAAGAAAGAAUUUGCUGACUUCCUCCUCGGUAAAACCGUUUCCUGAAACCUCCCGUUGUUGUGGAGACAGAGACAAAGAAUGUGGACUCUGUGGUGAGCGCUGACUGAAUUAAAUGUCUACAGUUUGUCAAUCUUCUGCUCAAGAAUGAGAUGAUUUAUUGUGCCUUGGAACUCUAUACCACAAAAGAAAUGCUCAUUUGACAGAUUCAUUUUCUUGACCACAUCUAUAAUUUUAUUAAAGUGUUUUAUUAAACUGUUGACGUAGUUCUGUUUUAUGAAAUG
Messenger RNA from Anoplopoma fimbria (sablefish), 2242 nucleotides. RefSeq names its product GH3 domain containing (gene ghdc). Gene Ontology annotation, molecular function: acid-amino acid ligase activity. NCBI's taxonomy places the organism in Eukaryota, Metazoa, Chordata, Actinopteri, Perciformes, Anoplopomatidae. Gene Ontology annotation, cellular component: cytoplasm. Bases 105 to 2006 code for a protein of 633 amino acids. The record is from RefSeq and is a predicted model, not a curated record. The transcript has 11 exons.